AUGGCGAAAAGCCAGAGAUUACCAGUUAGAGAGGAAACAGGAUUUGGUGAUCCCUUAGGAGACUAUUCUGAUGGUUAUAAUAUCCUUCAAUUUAUAAAUGAUAACGAUUCACAAAUAGAUAAUUCUCUUGAUCCCAAUCGAUUUCCUUCUCAAACACAUGCUUAUCAUCAAAAUAAUAUUAUGAAUUGUAAUCAAAAUAAUUACAUUGCCAACAACAUCCAACGAAGAACUGUCGUUUCAAAUAAUAAUCCUGAGUCAAAUGGACUCAAUUCGCAAGUAAUGUAUAAUGGAAACACAAGACUACCCGAUUCACCACCAAUAACUGAUAUUUCUGGUGGUAAUUCUUCAGGAUCUCCAUCAUCAACAUCUGAACCACCAUAUUCACCAGAUCAUUAUCAAAAUUAUGGAUUGAUUCAAGGAACUCCAAUAAAUAAUAGAAAUCAAAUGGUUGUUGAAAUGCCUGAUGGUAUGCCGCAAAUGAAUAUACCUCGAGAACUAGUAAAUCAUCAAGGUCAAAUUAUUAACAAUCGAAUGCCUCAACAACGUAUCAACACUGGACAAAAUGAAUAUUUAAAUAAUUAUGUUAUUCCACAAAAUGUUGGUUUGAUACCAACAAUAAAUACAAUGAAUGUAAAUGGAACACGACAAAAUUGUCCAGUUAAUUAUAUGAUACCUCAACAAGGUUACAUAGUUGGAGAUAUUUACUGUAAUAAUAAUCAAUUAACAAAUGCAGAAACACAAUCAAUACGAUCAGUUCAACAACAAAUUCCAAUUCAACAGCAACAACAACAGCAACAACAACAACAACAACAACCACGUUCUGAUGGUCCAGCUAAUAAACGAAAACGUACUGAACCACAUCAUUCAACACAAACAAAUGUUAAACAAGAAGUAAUGAAUAAUAAUAAAGGAUUUUCAAUGCAACAUGCUAAUAUUUCUAAUAAUUCUUCACCUAGAACACCAAUACAUAAUGUGCCUCAUGCAAUACAAACACCAGGUUUACAAUUAUCUGAUGAUAAUGAUGAAAAUAUUACACAAAGAGCUAUAAGAUUUAGUAAAUUUCAAGAAGAAUUUUGGCAUCCUUUAUUUGAUGAAAAUAAUCAACAAUUAUGUUUACUUGAAGUACAUGUUGUUGCUGAUAAAGGUUUUAAUUAUUCACAGGUUGAUGGAUGUUUUGUAAAUCAAAAAAAGAAUCAUUUUCAAAUAACAGUACAAAUUGAAGCAUUAGAUGCUAAACCUCCAGCAUUUGUAAAAGUAAAUAAUGAAUAUCAUCGUAUCAAAGAUUUUAAAUUAGCUUUUUGUGGUGUUAAAUUUGAAAUGCCAACAACAGAAAUUCAAAUAAAACAAUCGCAAACUGAUAGAAGACCACUUGUACAUGAACCUGUAUUAUUAGAAAUUCAUGAACGUCGUAUGACUAAAGCAACUGUUCCACGUCUUCAUUUUUCUGAAACAACAAUGAAUAAUCAUAGAAAAAAUUAUAAACCUAAUCCAGAACAAAGAUAUUUUUUAUUAGUUGUUAAAUUAUUAGCAUAUACAGAAGAUGGUCAAACAGUUCUUGUACAAGCAUAUCAAUCAGAAAAAGUUAUCGUUCGUGCCUCUAAUCCUGGUCAAUUUGAACCUCCUGAUACAGAUGUUGCAUGGCAAAGACAUAAUAAUACUCUUCAUUUUAAUGGUAAUGUCGCAAUUGGUACUGAGAAAGCUGUUGCUCCACUUACUGUAAAUGGAAAUAUUUUUGUUUCUGGAGUUAUAAAUAGACCAUCAGAUAGAAGGGUUAAAGAAGACAUUACUGAAAUUGAUACAAAAGAAUCACUUAAUAGGUUAAAUAAUUUAAGAAUUGUUCAAUAUAAAUAUAAAGAUGAAAUUGCUGAUGAAUGGGGAAUAAAGGAGGGUGAUAGACAUCGUGUUGGUGUUAUAGCACAAGAAUUAGCAGAAGUUUUACCAUUAGCUGUAAAAGAUAAUGGUGAAUAUUUAACUGUUGAUGAUUCACAAUUAUUUUAUGAUACAGUAGCAGCUGCAAAAGAACUUUGUAAAUUAACAGAUAAUCUUGAAUGUAAAAUAAAUAAAGUUGAAAAAUUUUCUCAACAUUUAAAAAAAGAAGUAAAAAAACGUGAUAGAUAUGCAUCAAUAUCAUCUGGUAUUAGUGAGAUAUCUUCAUUAUGUGGUGGUGAAAAAAGUUUAGGUAUUUCACAAUAUUCUAUUGAUACAAUUGGUACAAUACAACAAUCUAUAGAUGAUGAUAAAAAAGAUGGAGCUAGAAGAAGACGACAAAAACGUAUUUGUAAUAAUCGAUGUCGUCGACAACCACUUGAAACAACAACAUUAGUAUCAAAAAUAGCUCAUAUAUCAAUAUCAAUAUUAGUUUUAUUAAUGUCAUGUUGUUUAAUAGCAAUGUCUGUUUUAUAUGUUAUGGAUUGGUAUAAACGUUCAAAUUCACAAUAUUAUAGAAGACAAUCUGUUAAUAGUACAGGAUUUUAUCCAAAAAAUAGUGAUAUUGGACAUUUAUAUGAAAAUGUCACUAUUCAUAGAUUAAUGCCAUUACCAUCAUCUCAAUCUAAUGCACCAAUAUUAUUUGGUGAAUGUAAUUCUGAUUUUUGUGAAGAGUAUUGUCUUUUAAAUAAAGGAAAAUAUGAUACUGUAUAUCAACAAAUAGAAGAAUUAGAUGGUGUUGUUUCAUUACCUGAUGACAAUGAUAUUGAUGAUUAUCAUUUUAGUUUGUCAAAAUUAUCAACAAAUUCUGGAACAAGUACACCAUUAUAUUCUGGUGUUGACAUCUUUUUACCUACAUUAAAUAUUUCUAUUGAUAAUGAUUAUUGUCAUGAAAAUUCAUGUAAUUUUAGCACUGGACAGUAUGAUCUCUAUAUUCCAGUAUCAACAUACAUGCCAACAAUUAAUAUUGAAGUUAUCUUCCGUUUUAAUAAUAAUGUUUUUGUUGAUAAUUGUGGUCCCGUUAAGUAUUUUGAUCAUAAAUUGUGUCCAAGUUCUACAGUAGGAAAGGGACACGAUGAUUUUGAUAAUAUUAAACCAUAUUCAGAUGAAUUUACUGAUAAUUAUUAUGUUCUUCCAAUUGGUCAAUAUGUACAAUCUGCCUAUCGUUUCCGUGUUGGUUUUACAAGUAAUGCUUGUAAAAUUGCUGAUGAUCAACGUGGUCAUUCAUAUGAUGAAUAUACUCUUGUAUUUUAUAGACAUUGGCCGUCAUCACAACAAAAAAUUACGGGACUUGAAAAGAACUAA
Molecule: messenger RNA, 3231 nt
Organism: Strongyloides ratti
Lineage: Eukaryota; Metazoa; Nematoda; Chromadorea; Rhabditida; Strongyloididae
Product: Myelin regulatory factor
Exons: 3
Coding region: 1-3231 (1076 amino acids)
Biological process (GO): positive regulation of DNA-templated transcription; protein autoprocessing
Cellular component (GO): nucleus; endoplasmic reticulum membrane
Molecular function (GO): DNA-binding transcription factor activity; sequence-specific DNA binding
Source: RefSeq, a predicted model, not a curated record